UCCGCGUCCGAGAUGUCUGUAUGUGCCCCAGUCAUGGCGCUGCUAUGAGGAGACAAGCGUAAACAUAGGAUUUUAGUAUUUUAGCUGAGGAAAAGAGGGAAAUCACGCGAUUAUUUUAUGGGAAUGUGUGCUUUCGGCGAGACGGGGGUCGAAGUAUAGGCUACUUACAAUUAUGUUAUUAGAUUGAAAAAACGAGAGGAUUGGUGCGCUACGUAGCCUAGUUGCUGUAAAGUUACGUUUGUGGACUGUGUAUUUUAUUAUAACGGUGCCUUUUGCGGGGGACUAAGCGGAACAGUGCAAUGUGGAGUUUCGAAGUAGGGACCCUGACAUCGUGGGAUUGAUUUGUUUGAACUGAUUUAAUUAUCUUACCUAUUGAACACUCAUGUAACUCGGCGAACAUGCCAGGAAAAACCAAGUAUAAUUUAGUCGAUGAUGACCACGAUUUAAGGAUUCCAAUGCAUAACGAGGAAGCCUUUCAACAUGGGGUCAAUUUCGAAGCUAAGUACAUUGGUAGUCUGGAUGUGGCGCGACCGAAUAGCCGAGUUGAGAUUGUGGCAGCGAUGAGGAGGAUAAGGUAUGAAUUCAAAGUGAAGAACAUCAAGAAGAAAAAAGUAAACAUAAUCGUCUCUGUGGACGGCGUCAAGGUGGCCUUGAGGAAGAGAAAAAAAAAAAAGGAGUGGACUUGGGACGAGAGUAAAAUGAUGGUGAUGCAGGACCCGAUUUACAGGAUAUUCUAUGUUUCACAUGACUCGCAGGACUUGAAGAUCUUCAGUUACAUCGCGAGGGAUGGGCAGAGCAAUGUAUUCCGCUGCAAUGUCUUCAAAUCAAAAAAGAAGAGCCAGGCCAUGCGGAUUGUGCGAACAGUAGGCCAGGCCUUCGAGGUGUGUCACAAACUGAGCCUCCAGCACACUCAGCAGAACGCUGACGGACAGGAAGACGGAGACAGCGAGAAAGCCAGCCCCGACUCCGGGCCAGCCCGGCAGUUAACAGGUGCGGAGAAAAAGGCGGCUGAAGAGACAGAUAUCGACGCGGAGGAAGUGCCUCUGCCAGACAGCACAGUAGACGAGUUCAACCGGGGAGUCACUGACCUGGAUGCAGCCAAAGAGGAGGAGGAUAUUGACGAAGAUGAGAAGGUUUCAGGUGAUGUUAUCCUGGCGGGGACGCCCAAAAUGCUCCUGCCUUCGUCCAGCCGGCUGAGCGCGGGCACCCCGCUGUCCCUCCACCACCAGAUCCAGCUCCUCCAGCAGCAGCUCCAGCAGCAGCUACAGCAGACCCAGGUGGCUGUGGCCCAGGUUCAGCUGCUGAAAGACCAGCUCUCGGCAGAGGCAGCAGCGCGGUUGGAGGCCCAGGCUCGGGUACACCAGCUCCUGCUGCAGAAUAAGGACCUCCUGCAGCACAUCUCUCUCCUGGUCAAACAGGUCCAGGACCUAGAGCUCAAGUUCUGUGGACACGGCUCCAUGGGUUCCCAAGACAGCCUGCUGGAGAUCACGUUUCGCACCAACGUGCCUCCAGUGCUCUGUGACCCCCACACUCCCCACCCCGAGGACGCCGGACUGCCUCACUUCUCCAACGGGACCGCGCUCCACCUGCCCCUGGGCAGCUCGCUAGGUAGGGACGGCUGCUUGGUCAAGCUCGAGUGUUUCCGCUUCCUCCCGCCCCUGCCGCCCCCCGAAGAGGAGGAGGGGGAGGAGGGGCUGGGGGGUGGCCAGGGGCAGACGGGGAGUCAGCGCGUCGACCCCCUGCCGUCCCAGGAUGAGGUCUUGGGCAGCCUGGAGCUCCUGAAGUUCAGGGAGUCGGGCAUCGCCUCGGAGUACGAGUCCAACACGGACGAGAGCGACGACCGCGACAGCUGGGGAGACAGCAGCGGCCUGCGGCUCUUCAACGUCCUCGACAAACAGGCGCCGCCCGACUGCCUGGGCGACGAAAUCGCCGUGUAGCCCCCCGCCCCCCUUCCCCGCGCGCAACCCUCUUUCGCCCCGCCAAGUCGCGUCCUAGCUCCCGUCCAUUUCAAGCAAGUGGUCAUAGUCCUGCCCAAGCUGUCCUUCUCCGUCUUAGCCUUGGCCCUCUAACUCGCCAAACAUUAGGAAUCGGCGAGGAGCCCCCUGAGGUCUUGGUGUGGUUUAAUCAGUCUGAAGCUGAUUUUUCGGGAAGGUUUUUCGGGAGGUUUAUGGGUCAGAGCUUAGUGCUAAACCACUGGCUCGGGUGACGACGAUCUUAUGUCACGGUCGAGUACGUCCAAUUGUGUAAAAAAUGUAUAGAAAUGAGAUUGAACUAUUAAUAGACUAAUGAACUGAUGGGAACAAGACUGUCCAUUUCCCACCUCCACAAAGCCCUUUGUCUACAUGCUUUACCAGGAGAAACCAGGAGUGAAAGAAAAACGUUGCAAAAGAGUAACUUUCAGUUUGGCCUCUACUCAUUAUCCGGCCCUAAGAAAAAAGUAUGCAAUCGUCUCAAGCUUUGUUUUAUUUUCCUGUGGAUAAACAUCAAUUUGGUGCAUACGUCUGCUGUUAAUCAUAAACCGUUUUUAAACAGGCGUGCUAGUGAACCCUUCUCGGGUAAUUUCUUUCCACUUUGAAAGGGCCGUUAAUUUGAAGCUGUUACCUGGUUUCUUUGUUUUUGGAGUAGGUACAGUACGCUCCAGAUGUCAGCCUCUUUGUUUGUUCUGUGGUGCUCUGCUUUUGAAAUGCACAGCUGUGUGGGUAACAACCCCUGUAAUGAGACAACAGCUGGAAUACAGUCAUUUUCACUGCCUCACUGUGGAGGGAUGAUGUUUAUUUAAACUUGGACUAAAGGAAAUAAAAGUUAUUCUAAUUA
Molecule: messenger RNA, 2814 nt
Organism: Conger conger (European conger)
Lineage: Eukaryota; Metazoa; Chordata; Actinopteri; Anguilliformes; Congridae
Product: carboxyl-terminal PDZ ligand of neuronal nitric oxide synthase protein-like
Exons: 10
Coding region: 399-1937 (512 amino acids)
Molecular function (GO): nitric-oxide synthase binding
Source: RefSeq, a predicted model, not a curated record